Messenger RNA from Varroa destructor (honeybee mite), 2026 nucleotides. RefSeq names its product T-cell immunomodulatory protein-like. The record is from RefSeq and is a predicted model, not a curated record. Gene Ontology annotation, cellular component: plasma membrane. NCBI's taxonomy places the organism in Eukaryota, Metazoa, Arthropoda, Arachnida, Mesostigmata, Varroidae.
UUCUAGUGUAAGGCUUUUUUAUUUCGACCGACUUGCAAUAAAACUUAACGCCCACUUUUGAUUAAUUUGCAGUGAGGCGUUCUAGCCGUCAACGACCGUAGGCGUAUUCUGCAUUGGCCGAACAACAAUGCUCAUGAGAAGCUUUAGUCUGAAAAUGUUAGGUGCUUUGUUGAUCUUUGUACCAUUAAUGAGUCAUUUCUCAGACGGCGUUCGUGACUCGUUCGUCAAUGUCGGCAAUCGAACGUUCUUUAAUCGGUCUGGUUAUCUUGCGGCUUUCGCCGACUUUAACAGCGACAAAUUAAUCGAUGUCUUUGUGCUCGUUGCCCCGGAUUCUCCUAGUAAGGGUUUUCGCUCUUUGGAGGUAAAUAUUGCACUGCAGUCGCGCUUUCAAGACGAAAAAUAUACGCGGUAUGUCCUUUUGCCAGAUUUUCCAUCACGUAUUACUUCGGUUAUACCCGGCGAUCUCAAUGGUGAUCGGAUAGUGGAUAUCAUCGUAUACUCACGGGAGGCCAGAACAAUAACGAUCUUUUGGGGCACCGGACAGUUUUUUGACCUACCACUAAAUUUCUCGGACUACAUUAAUAUCACCGAUGUAUACGUCGAGCCCUUACUGUUUGACUAUAAUGGAGAUCAUGUCGUCGACAUCUUAACGUCGCUUGGAGAUGCGCGUCAACGCAAUGUACUUCAAUGUAUAUCCGGUGUACAGGGAAUUAAUCAGUGUAUUCGGGGUAACCUCAACAGUUCUGAGGGUGAUAAGUUGCCAGAAAUUGUCAGUCCUCACUCGAAUUCGUUCGUCGAUCUCAACGGUGAUCUUAACCCGGAUUUACUUAUUUCGACUCAACACUUCUUUGAGAUAUGGCUUUGGCGAGCUCCUGCCGUUUGGGAAAAGGGCCCAAAUCGGCCCUAUCCCGAAGGGAGGACCGCGGCAGUGGUAGGGCAGUCGACGUUCGUUGACUUCGCUUCAAUUGGCCAGUUAUUGCACAUCGUGCAGUUCUGCAGCGCGCUCUGUGAUCUUGUGUAUAUUUGGAUUGGUAAAAAUUCAUCGAACCUAGAUAAUACCGGCAAUGGCUACUGGAAGGUUCUCUAUCAGCUGCAUAAUGGUGAGACAUUCUGGAAAGACGCAUUGUAUGAGCGCACUGUGAAUGCCAUGAUGGCGUUCAGGUCUGCCGACGUUGAUCAGGACGGUUAUCCAGAUUUUAUGACAAUUGUCAAUCUUAUCAGUGGAAAUCGAGCUGUGGUCGGCUUCCGCAAUCGAAAGUGUAGCAACAAUAAAGACUCCAUCUGUGUCGAAGGCCGUCAGCUUGAGGGCUACACAAAUAUAGGUGAUGUAGCAGCGGUUCUCCAGGUUACUAAUGUGGGUUUUUUCGACCUUCAAGAGGAUGGCAAGCUUGAUGUGUUGCUGACGACAGGUAGCUUGCAACACACGGAUUGGCAGUUUGAAGCAUUAAGAAAUAAUUAUGUGGAAGAUGUGUGCUUUAUCAAGGUCGUCGUCGCUAGUGGCCUCUGUAGUAAACGCCAAUGUGCAGGUGUUGGCGAUACUAUCGAAUAUGGCUAUAACCAGCCCGGCCCGAUGGCUCGAUACGAGAUCGUGACUUCAGAUAGUAGUAAGCACGUGUCCAUAGCAGCUCAGCUUUACCAGACAGGUCACGGUUCACUGCAGCUGCCGUAUAUUGUUUUCGGACUCGGAUUGUCUCCAAACUUUGUUGAGACCCUCCUGAUUCGAAUGCCUGGCCUCGCAUCGGGCCAUCAAUGGAUACAAAUUAUUCCCAACUCGCAAAUACUCGUUAUUCCUUACCCGGCUAGAGACCCAUCAGAAUGGCAGACAAAAAUCUUUAUCAAACCCUCAAAAAAAAUGCUUUACACAGUCUUUGCCUUCUGUGGAAUCGUUUGCGUUAAUCUACUUGUGGUUAUGUUGUUGCAUCUCCUUGAAAAAAAGGCGGAUCGUCUUGAGCGUCAACAGCAGGCACACAGAUUUAACUUUGAUGCUAUGUGAAUAAUAUGAUUGCUAUUUGCGACUGCUGUACUU